AUGGCUGCGCGCGUCGUCUCUCGCAUCUGGUCGCACGGAGCGGCGGAUCGAGCCGUUACAUGGCCGUUCGCGGCGUUCGCAAACGGCUUUCCGAUUUCGCGAGUCGUUACAUCUCCCGCGUCCUCGACAUGCCCCGUAAGGGAUUUCUCUUCAGCCUCCCCCCGCUCUUCAGAAUCUCCCACUGAAACAGCUGCAUCCCGUGGCCCCUUAGAGGACCUAGCCCAGCGGCAGCGGGACUACCAAGCCCAGGUGUCCUCCCUUCGCAAGGCAUACGCGCAGGAGCAGCAGGAGCUGAGGCGGGCGGCUCUGAAGGCGCAGCAGAUGCGCAGAGAGGCGGCGGCGAGUGAGAAGGAGUCGCACGCGGAGGAGAAGCUGGUGGCAAGGGCCGCCCGGGCGGCGCGGGCAAGGGAGGAGCAGGAGAGUCUGCGAGCAGCUAAGGUGGGUCGGAUGGGGGUCGUGCUUGCUGGCUUUGUGUGUUGUGGUGUGGUGAGGCCUAGGGAGGAGCAGCAGAUGCGCAGAGAGGCGGCGGCGAGUGAGAAGGAGUCGCACGCGGAGGAGAAGCGGGCGGCGAGGGCCGCCUGGGCGGCGCGGGUGAGGGAGGAGCAGGAGAGUCUGCGGGCGGCUAAGGUGGGUGGCAUGGGUGGGAUGGAAGAAAAGGAUGGGGAAGGGGGGUAG
This is a messenger RNA of Closterium sp. Naga37s-1, 675 nucleotides long. The record is from the annotation of a GenBank genome assembly. NCBI's taxonomy places the organism in Eukaryota, Viridiplantae, Streptophyta, Zygnematophyceae, Desmidiales, Closteriaceae.